AUGGCUCCCAUCGACGAGAAACCCCCUACUGUUGAUAAUAUCGAGGAUAUUGAGGGCAAGAGCCCGCCCAGUGAAGAUGAUGAGUUUACGCCGGAGGAGCAGAAGAAGAUUAUUCGACGGGUUGACUUGAGACUUGUUACUAUGACUGGAUUGGCUUAUUGUAUUUCACUGAUGGAUCGGACUAAUUUGAGUAUGGCUGCUGUUGCUGGAUUGAAAGAGGAAUUGAGGUUGGAUAUUGGACAGCGAUAUUCCAUCAUCGUUUUGAUGUUCUUCGUGCCCUACAUCCUCUUCCAACCACCGAUGACUAUUAUCAUCCGCAAGUUGGGCCCGACUAUGUUCCUGUCGUCGAUCAUUAUUUGCUGGGCUGCUAUCAUGAUAGGAAUGGGAUUCGUCAAGGAUUGGGGCCAAUUGGUUGUCACACGUGUGCUCUUGGGUGUCCUAGAGGCAGGAUAUUUCCCUGGCUGUGUUUACCUGCUCUCUUGCUGGUAUACUCGAUAUGACGUCCAAAAGCGAUUCUCUAUUUUCUAUCUCAUUGGAUGUGUUGCCUCAGCGCUGGCAGGUAUUCUCGCUUUCGGAUUGAUGCAGUUGAAUGGAAAGCACGGUCUGACUGGCUGGCGGUGGAUCUUUAUUCUUGAAGGAGUGAUUACCGGCUUCAUCGGCAUCCUAUGCUUCUUCUUCCUCGUCGACUUCCCAGACCGCGCACACAAGUCCUGGCGUUUCCUCAACGAACGUGAAUGCCAAUUCAUCGUCCGCCGCAUCAACGACGACCGUAACGAUGGCAAUCUCGAAGCCUUCUCCAUGAAAAAGUUCCUCAAGCCCGCACUGGACAUUCAUAUCUGGGGCUUCGCAAUGAUCUUCUUCUGCCUCACAACUGUGACCUACGCAAUUGCCUACUUCCUCCCAAUCAUCCUCCGCCUCGGAAUGGGCUACGGCGUCGGCGAAUCGCAAUGCCUCGUCGCACCACCCUACGCCUUCGCGGGAAUCGUCAUGUACGGCACAGCCUGGGUGGCCGAUAAAUAUCACAUGCGCGGACCGAUCCUGAUCUUCAACGCCUUGCUCGCCAUUAUUGGGUUGCCGAUGAUGGGCUUCGCCAAGGGGGAUGCGACACGCUAUGCGGGAGUGUUCUUCACUGUCGCUGGAGCCAAUGCCAAUAUCCCCGCUUGUAUGGCGUACCAAGCGAACAACGUGCGUGGACAAUGGACACGUGCCUUUUCCAGCGCUACUCUUGUCGGAUUUGGUGGCCUUGGUGGUAUCGUGAGUAGUUUGGUUUUCCGUGAACAGGACGCGCCCGGUUAUCGGCCCGGAAUGUAUGCCGCUAUCGCGUGCAACAUUCUUAUCAUCAUCUUGGUUAUCGCGUUGAGUUUGUGGUUCAGACACUGUAAUAAGCAGGCAGAUCGGGGAGAGCGGGAAAUCGAGGGCGACGCUCAGUUCCGAUAUACCAUUUGA
Messenger RNA from Penicillium antarcticum, 1446 nucleotides. Its product is annotated as putative phthalate transporter. The record is from RefSeq and is a predicted model, not a curated record. Lineage: Eukaryota; Fungi; Ascomycota; Eurotiomycetes; Eurotiales; Aspergillaceae. Gene Ontology annotation, molecular function: transmembrane transporter activity. Gene Ontology annotation, biological process: transmembrane transport. Gene Ontology annotation, cellular component: membrane. The transcript is spliced from 8 exons. The coding region runs from base 1 to 1446 and encodes 481 amino acids.